Paraphaeosphaeria sporulosa is the source of this 2140-nucleotide messenger RNA. RefSeq lists its product as uncharacterized. The transcript has 4 exons. Gene Ontology annotation, molecular function: metal ion binding. NCBI's taxonomy places the organism in Eukaryota, Fungi, Ascomycota, Dothideomycetes, Pleosporales, Didymosphaeriaceae. Bases 126 to 1916 code for a protein of 596 amino acids. The record is from RefSeq and is a predicted model, not a curated record.
CGUCGCUUGACCCGAGCGCCAACAUCAGACACCUCUGCUGAUUAUAGAAUAGACCGUUUGGCGACCCAGCGGUCAACACUUUGCCACCCUCAACUUCUUUCCAUUCAGACUACGCCGACGGCAGCAUGCCUGUUUGCCAUUUUUACCAGAAAGGCAACUGCAAGUUCGGAGACAGAUGCAAAAACGAGCACCCGGGAAGCCAGCGUGAUGGCGGAAAUGCUUUCGGCGGUGGGAACAGGAGCGGCUUCAAUGCCUUCGGUGGUGGUGAUCGCUAUCGACCCUCAGGCGGAGGCGGAACAUUUGGAGGAAUCCGUACAGGCACUCCGCGCUUCAACCUAUCAAAGGAUGAGAUCAAGACCGACCUCACGGACCAGCGCCCAGUCUACCCGUUCUCAUGCUAUGGUGCAGGGCGCGAUGCGCCACGCCAGCUCAUAGAAGGCCCCAUGGAGAUCAGCCCUGAAGAAUUACGUGCUCGUUACUACUCACAACGCGAGUCAGGAAGCGAAGCUACAGGUCAACAAGAAGAGGCUCAACUUCAGGCUAAAGCAGAAGAGCAGGUGAAGUCUAUUUUGGGUGAUUUAGACGGUGCGAUCAAGUACAUUGAAGUUGGCGCAGAUGUCCACCCCAACAGGUUAGACAUAGCACAGGGCAAAGUUGAUCCAUCCAGCUCAGCAGUUGCACCAGCAUCGUCGAAUACGAAUCCCUUCUCGGGUGCUGCGGCAGCAAAUCCAUUCGGUGGUAACCAAGCACCGAGCGCUGCUCCGGCAAACCCUUUUGGCGGUGGUGCUCAGUCGCAAACUUCCACCUUCGGAAAGCCUGCGAAUCCAUUUGGUCAGCCAUCUGCGCUAGGCCAAGGCAAUUCAGCAUUCGGUCAAGCAUCGGCCUUGGGUGCAGGCAGUAGCUUCGGUAAACCGUCAUUGCCCGGAGCAUUCGGCCAGACCUCUGCUUUAGGUGGAGCUUCUGCCUUUGGCAAACCGUCUGCAUUUGGCCAGCAAUCGGCUUUUGGCCAACCUUCAGCACCGGGAACCACAUCUGCCUUUGGUCAGCCAUCUGUGCCAGCGUCAACGCCUGCUUUCGGGCGGACAGCGACGCCAGCAGCACCUUCGGCUUUCGGGCAGGUUUCUCAACCAGUUCAGACCUCUGCAUUUGGGCAACCUUCUCAACCUGGCCAAACUUCUGCGUUCGGCCAACCUGCUCAACCAGCAGCACCCUCGGCUUUCGGGCAGGCUUCUCGGCCAGGCCAGACUUCGGCAUUUGGCCAACCUUCAGCAUCCGGCCAGGCUUCUGCAUUUGGUCAGCCUUCAGCUCCCGGCCAGACUUCCGCCUUCGGGAAACCGGCAUUCGGACAGUCAGGUUUCGGGCAGACCUCACAACCAGGCGCUGCAGCGAGUCCAUUCAGCCAGGCAGCGCAGACCGGUCAGGCACAACAAGCUAAAAAUCCAUUUGGCGGGACUCAAACGCAGACCGAUCCAGCACCAGCAAACCCAUUCGGCGGUUCAUCUGCGCCGCAAACCUCCGCAUUUGGACAGCCAGGUGGAUUGGCGAAGCCUUCGCCAUUCGCUACUGCUGCUGCAGCACAGAGCACGACGACCACAGCGCCGAAGCCCAACCCCUUCGCCGCCGCAGCGCAGAACACGACACCUGCUGCCCCGGCUUUUGGAACUCCAAGUCAACCCGCCAACCCAUUCGCGCAAGCUGCAUCACAACAAGCACCUGCGCAAGCCUCCCUAGGUGGACAGCCAGCUGUGGCUCCUAACGCCGAUCCGUACAAAGAGGGCAAGCCGGAGGACUACGAGGGCGAGCAGGGCCAGAGGCUACUGCAGAUAUACCAACGCGUUGCACAAACCGGCGUCUUCGAUCCCAACGAAGAUAUCCCGCUCGUCCCUCCGAAAUCCGAGUGGGUUGUGGCUGUUUAAUGCUUCAAUAGAAAUGUAAGAUGGUAUUGCUGAGAGGCGCAUAUGGAGUUAGUAGCCUCAGGGUUAAGUGGGUUUGCGAGGGAUGUCAUUUUAGUAGAGCAUGCCCUAUCAUAUAGUUCUUCGGCGGCAUAAAGCCACUUAGACAAGUAACGUCAUAGCAUUUGCACCUCUCUUGGUAUCGUCUAGCGAUUUCGAUGGCGUGGCUUCCCUCAAAUACUUCGCGC